This is a messenger RNA of Drosophila rhopaloa, 723 nucleotides long. RefSeq lists its product as uncharacterized. The record is from RefSeq and is a predicted model, not a curated record. Gene Ontology annotation, cellular component: extracellular region. The transcript is spliced from 2 exons. Gene Ontology annotation, molecular function: chitin binding. Bases 65 to 658 code for a protein of 197 amino acids. NCBI's taxonomy places the organism in Eukaryota, Metazoa, Arthropoda, Insecta, Diptera, Drosophilidae.
UCUUAUCAGAGAACAAGCAAUCCGAACAGAAUUUCCACCUAUAAAGAAGGCUCUGAUCCGCGAGAUGAGACAGUUGAAAGUCUAUAUGUGGCAGUUGUUGAUAGUCUUUGGCUGCCUGUUGCCUGGAUAUCAGGUGCGGGCGGUUUUCCUUGAGGAAUGCAAGGGUGUUAUAAUCCUCAAAAUCCCAAAUGAGAAUAAGGAAUGCAGCGAAUAUGUUCACUGCGAUGGAGACGAUUCGUACUACUGCAACGGGGACUGUCGUGAGGCCGUCGAGUGUUAUGAUAAAGACGUUACUACCAAGGCACCAGUUACCACCUUAAAACCUGUAGAGCCGACCACAAAAAACUCCACAUCGGAAGAGCUUCCUGUUCCGGCAAGCACAACCACUGUAACCCCUACAACUAAAGCAGAUACCACCUCACCAUCGAUUUCAACACCGGCAACCACAACUCCAAUUCCCAACACCGAUGUCCAUGUGAUCUGCAAGACAAGUGGAAAGAGUGGAGUCUAUCCGUAUCCAGCCAACAGUAAUUACUAUUAUCAGUGUCUCUCCGGUUAUCUGCUACUUCAGCAGUGCCCACAGAACUUUCAUUUCGAUGAGUCCCAAGGACAGUGUAUUUCCAAAAAACCGAAUCGUUUAUCGGGCUUACACUUGUAAGAUUCGCCUGUGGUAAAGUCUGCAUACGAAAUUGAUCAGUUUACUUUUCGAAACGAAGCGGAGAA